CUAGAGCGGUUGAACGUUCCUUCCGGCCUGGAACUAAAAGGCGAGAGAAGGCAGGGAGGAUGUUUUACCACAUCUCCUUGGAACAUGAAAUCCUGUUGCAUCCACGUUAUUUUGGGCCCAAUCUUCUCAACACAGUUAAGCAGAAGCUGUUCACCGAGGUGGAAGGAACCUGCACAGGAAAAUAUGGCUUUGUCAUUGCGGUUACAACCAUCGACAAUAUUGGUGCGGGUGUGAUCCAGCCCGGUCGGGGCUUUGUGCUUUAUCCAGUCAAAUACAAGGCUAUCGUCUUUAGGCCUUUCAAAGGGGAGGUGGUUGACGCUGUUGUCACACAAGUGAACAAGGUUGGACUCUUCACUGAAAUUGGACCCAUGUCCUGCUUCAUUUCACGGCAUUCCAUUCCUUCCGAAAUGGAAUUUGACCCCAAUUCCAAUCCGCCCUGCUACAAGACUGUUGACGAGGACAUUGUUAUCCAGCAAGAAGACAAGAUCAGACUGAAGAUCGUGGGGACCCGAGUGGACAAGAAUGAUAUUUUUGCAAUUGGAUCACUCAUGGAUGACUACCUUGGUCUGGUCAGCUGAAGUCCCCCCAGUUCCUUCGUUUCCGUGGCCCUUCCUUGGCUCCCUACAGAAGAAUCUGGCCUGCAGCUCUUCUGCUCCUCUAUUUAUAACAUGCAGUCUUUUCUCCGGCAGCUGGAAGACAAGGGCUGGAUGUAUACAACUCUGUCUCCUCAUUAAAAUGUUCUUGUUUUGUGCUUAAAACAGCUUAAUCAUUGGUUGUACCUCCUGCUCUCAGUCUUUACCCUCCUUC
Messenger RNA from Eublepharis macularius, 807 nucleotides. RefSeq names its product RNA polymerase II subunit G (gene POLR2G). Lineage: Eukaryota; Metazoa; Chordata; Lepidosauria; Squamata; Eublepharidae. Gene Ontology annotation, molecular function: single-stranded RNA binding; single-stranded DNA binding; translation initiation factor binding. The record is from RefSeq and is a predicted model, not a curated record. Bases 60 to 578 code for a protein of 172 amino acids. The transcript has 8 exons. Gene Ontology annotation, biological process: positive regulation of translational initiation; positive regulation of nuclear-transcribed mRNA poly(A) tail shortening; transcription initiation at RNA polymerase II promoter. Gene Ontology annotation, cellular component: RNA polymerase II, core complex; P-body.